Messenger RNA from Polychytrium aggregatum, 1668 nucleotides. RefSeq lists its product as uncharacterized. Gene Ontology annotation, cellular component: nuclear inner membrane. The coding region runs from base 173 to 1489 and encodes 438 amino acids. NCBI's taxonomy places the organism in Eukaryota, Fungi, Chytridiomycota, Chytridiomycetes, Polychytriales. Gene Ontology annotation, biological process: nuclear membrane organization. The record is from RefSeq and is a predicted model, not a curated record. The transcript is spliced from 4 exons.
CUCGAGCCAGGCUCGAAUGCGGGUCCGUGCGCAGCAGAUAGCGUGCGCAGCGCUGUGAUGGCGUGGCUGGGCCGCCCUGGUCACGGAUGCAGCACAUGCGAUCCACACUCAGCCUGCACUCAGCCUGCAUCCAGCCUGCAUCCAGCUCGCAUCCAGCCUGCAUCCCUGAACCAUGUCCUUCCGCAUCGGCCGGCGCCGCUUUGUCUCGGCACCCGAACGCAGCUGCAACCAGGUCCUGUCCACCAUCGUUGUCGGUGCUCUCCUUCUCGGCGUGCCGAUCUACUACGGAUACAUCGAAUAUCAAGGGGCGUCGCUCUCCGAGGCCAUCUCCGAGGGCUCCCGGCAUCUUGUCCGUCUGCCGCCCAUCACCCCUGCAUCCAGCACGGAUGUCGGCGGCCACCCAGCCGUGCCCGCAGGAUCGCUGGUGUAUCUCACCUCGCAGGUAGUCGAUACGCAGCCGAUCCUGCAGGAUGCUGAUUUUGAUAUUCAGUUUCCAGCGUCGCUGCGACUGAGGCGUCAGACCGAAUACUGCCAGUGGCAAGAAUCCUGGGUCGACCGCGAGGAACGCAACUCGGAGGGCGAGACCUACACCACACGAGAAUACUACUACACCCUCGGCUGGGUCGACCAUCGCAUCAACUCGAUGUUCUUCAACCAGCCGUUUGCCCACCAAAACCCCAACUUUGACCCGUAUCCAUCCUUUGAAGACACGGUUGCAUCGGCAGCGUUGGGGCCAUACACGCUUUCCGGCGAGCUCGCCCAGAUGGCCCGGCCCCUUCGGCCCAUCAUCGAAUACGAGCGCGAGGAGAUAGCAAGAUUCCGCACCAGCCCCGCUGUCCAGCAGAACGGAUUCUCGUACGCCAACGACGGCUACUUUUAUCACAGCUACGAGCGAUCGACCAGCGAGCGGCUCUUUCGAGCGAUGGGCACGUUUCUGGAGGGCUCGCUGCUGGAUUUCCAGAUCGGUGAUCUCUUCUCCCGGUGCAACGCCGGCGAUAUCCGCAUCCGAUACGAAGUGAUGCCCGUCAACCAAGGCGUGUCGGUUAUUGGCCGGCUGGCAAACUCGAAUGGCCGGAUCGACAUCUACCGCACGAGCCGGGGCUAUCCCCUGGGCAUGGUGCACGAAGGAUUCGAUGUGACUCCCGAGGCCAUCUUUGACCGCGAGAUGAGCGACCAGCGCUGGACGAUCAUCUUUGCGCGCCUGGCGCUGGUGCCGUGGGUGCUGAUCGCAGGGCACAUCGCCGACUAUCCGUUCGCAAGCAUCCAGAUGCGGCUGCUCGGAAGCGCCUCGGUCGUCAGCGUCGUCAUCACCUCUAUUUCGUGGCUGACCUGGGGCUCGUGGCUCCGGCUGGUGCUGGUGCUGGCGUCCGCUGGGGCUCUUGGCUGGUCGUAUCAGACAAACGAGCGGCUCCUUGGCGACCGCCCUCGCGCCCGCCCCAGCCAGCGCCGCCGGUCUCCUUCGCCGGCUGGCAAGCCGGCCAGGGACUGAGCCGCCAAGGCUGGAAGGUUGCCGAGGCCGGUUUCACGGGGCGCCGGGGGAGAACAAGCGCCACCGAUCCGGGGGGGGGACUGCGCAGCGGGUCCCUCACGUGAUAUGCGUCGGUAUUUUCUUCAGUGCGCGAAUUUGAAAUUGAUAUCCCCGUCCAUCGAUUUGCCCGUCCGUUCAUC